AUGCCGACCCCCGAAUCCGCCUCCUUCCUGGCCAAGAAGCCCACCGUGCCGCCGACCUACGACGGCGUCGACUUCGAAGACAACGUCGCUGUCCACAACGCCCGCGACGCCAUUAUCCGUGAACAAUGGGUCCGCAGUAUGAUGUCUCGACUGGUCGGGGAGGAAUUGGGAAAGUGUUAUGCGCGUGAGGGCGUUAAUCAUUUGGAGAAGUGUGGGGUUUUGAGGGAGAAGUACUUCGAGUUGCUGGGCGAGCGCAAGAUCAAGGGUUACUUGUUCCAGGAGAAGAACUACUUUGCUGGGGAGGGAAACAAGUCUGCUUAG
Molecule: messenger RNA, 321 nt
Organism: Aspergillus niger
Lineage: Eukaryota; Fungi; Ascomycota; Eurotiomycetes; Eurotiales; Aspergillaceae
Exons: 2
Coding region: 1-321 (106 amino acids)
Source: RefSeq, a predicted model, not a curated record